AUGACCUCACCACUGUCCAGCAUUUUCACCUUUACAAGUCCCGCUGUUAAAAGACUGCUGGGCUGGAAGCAAGGAGAUGAGGAAGAGAAGUGGGCAGAAAAGGCAGUAGACUCCCUUGUCAAGAAAUUAAAGAAAAAGAAAGGUGCAUUAGAAGAUCUGGAGAAGGCGCUGUCCUGCAAGGAUCCUCACACAAAGUGUGUAACAAUCCAGCGGUCGUUAGAUGGGCGUUUGCAAGUGUCACAUCGCAAGGGCUUGCCACAUGUCAUUUACUGUCGAGUGUGGAGGUGGCCAGACCUGCAGUCACACCAUGAGCUGAAGCCCCUGGACACCUGCGAGUACCCGUUCAGUGCCAAGCAGAAGGAGGUGUGCAUCAAUCCUUACCACUACCGGAGAGUUGAAAGUCCAGUGCUGCCUCCCGUGCUGGUACCCCGAUACAGUGAGUACCCAACUCAUGGAGCUCUGCCCCCAUUCCAGCAGAUCCCGGAGCCAUCGAUGCCACAUAAUAUCACCUACCCGUUUCCACAGCAGCAUUCUCCACAGACACCAGGUUCUGGGCCUGGCAGCCCCUUUGGUCUCCCAGCGGACACUCCCCCACCAGCCUACCAAGCCCACGAUGAUAACCAGAACAACCAGAAUGGACCCCAGCCUAUGGACACCAACUUGCAGCCCAAUCCAGCACAUUCUGGACCUCCACUGCCAAAUCCAACUUUUUCUCUGUCAAAACUUGGACCCCGCAUGCCUGGCCAGCGACUGCCUAUUGGUGGAGAUAAGCAACCAGUAAAUUACCAAGAGCCACACUACUGGUGUAACAUUGUCUACUAUGAGCUGAACAACCGUGUUGGGGAGCAAUUCCAGGCCUCCUCUAAUAGCAUUGUUGUCGACGGUUUCACUGACCCCUCUCGCACUGACAGAUUUUGUUUAGGUUUGCUGUCCAAUGUCAACCGCAACUCCACCAUCGAGAACACACGGCGGCAUAUAGGACGAGGAGUUCACUUGUACUAUGUUGGGGGCGAGGUCUAUGCUGAGUGUCUCAGCGACAGCAGUAUCUUUGUUCAGAGUCGCAAUUGUAACUACUCUCAUGGCUUCCACCCGACCACUGUCUGCAAGAUCCCGCCCAAUUGUAGUCUCAAGAUCUUCAAUAACCAGGAGUUUGCAGCCUUGCUGUCGCAGUCAGUGAACCAUGGGUUCGAAGCCGUCUAUGAGCUGAACAAGAUGUGUAUUAUUCGCAUGAGCUUCGUGAAGGGCUGGGGUGCCGAGUAUCACCGGCAAGACGUCACAUCCACCCCUUGUUGGAUUGAGCUGCAUCUCAACGGACCCUUGCAGUGGCUAGAUAAGGUCCUGACGCAGAUGGGCUCCCCCAUGAACCCCAUUUCAUCUGUGUCUUGA
Candidula unifasciata is the source of this 1386-nucleotide messenger RNA. The record is from the annotation of a GenBank genome assembly. Lineage: Eukaryota; Metazoa; Mollusca; Gastropoda; Stylommatophora; Geomitridae.